This is a messenger RNA of Paramecium octaurelia, 663 nucleotides long. The record is from the annotation of a GenBank genome assembly. Lineage: Eukaryota; Ciliophora; Oligohymenophorea; Peniculida; Parameciidae.
AUGUAAAAAUUAUACAUAUUAGCGCUGUUCUCAGUGAUCGUGACAGCUCAAGAGAGCUUUCUUGAAAAAUAGAAGCACGUAAAAUAACAGAAGGAUUUAUCGACAGAAAUAUAUACAAUUAAAAAAAAAGGAUUACCAACAUUUUUGGGGAGAAGUUCGGAUGACUCAAUCAAAGAAUAAUUAUCAUCUCUCUUGAAUUAUGAGGAAGCUCUUAAAUUAACACCCUCUGAGACUGGUGAGCAUACAAUCAAAUUCGUCGAAUCAAUGUUCAUUAUUGAUUAGCCAAAUCCAAAUGCAGUCAGAGCUACAGAGAAACCAGACUAUCACCUUUUUGAGAAUAGCGUAUAAUAGAAGAAAGUUUAUAGCAAUGAAAAAGUGACAGCAUUUUAAGAUGGUUGCAUUUAUGUUUUUAGUGAAUGCAAUUUCAAGGGAGAACAUGCAAAGUCAUGUCCAGGAGACAAUGUGACGUUCUUUGGAUUACCUUUUGAAGUGUUAUCCAUUCAUUUACCUGAAGGUGGAUCAUUGAGUCUAAUCUAAGAAAAUGGAACAACUGCCUAUACAGUUACUAAUAAAUGUAUGAGAAGCAGACCUAUUGAAUUCCUUUUUGUUGAAGGUGCAAUUCAAUAAUCAUUUGGAAAUGGAUAAAUAUACAUAGACUAAUGA